CCUGCGCCUUUAAAUCAUCUUUAUAACACCAACACUGAUCUGCACCGUAAUAAAAUCAUGUGAAUGUCAGAAAUGUUCUUGUGUUUGAUGGGCGGGAGGUCUGCUCUGUGACGGGCUAAUCCCUUCUCGCCUGCGUAACGAGAAGUGGUGCCAAGAGCACGGAUCAAAACCAGACCUCCAUCUGUCCGACAGACACAGUUCGUUCUGACGAGAGCGCGGCGACGCAUCGCUUUUUACGCACGGCACGGCCGCGGAGUGACACCACGGUCCGAGCUGCUCUCUGUCACGGUGUGACGGUUUAACGGGUAACACGCGGCUCGGUCCAGGUUUUGACUUUUAUUAAGAUCGAUGCAGACUUUCCCCGGACAUGCAGACUUUAUUCAUCUCUCGCUUCGUUCGUGCGUAAAACCUGCUCGGUGCGUCAGGAAGCGACAGAACGACUGAGCCGUUUUCUCUCGGAUAUUUGAGCUAAAACAAGAAGAUGGAGAACUUUACGACGGUUCCAGAGCUCAACAACACUUUGGGGAAUUGGACGGACUACAGUAUCCAGUACAAAGUCAUAAGCAGUUCGCUGCUUUUCCUGAUUUGCGCUUUGGGACUCGUUGGCAACGUUAUGGUCAUCCUGGUGGUGCUCACCACCAAACACAUGAGGACUCCAACCAACUGCUACCUGGUGAGUCUGGCUGUGGCUGACCUGAUGGUGCUCACAGCCGCUGGGUUACCGUCCAUCACGGACAGUAUCUUUGGGUCUUGGGUGUUUGGUCACUACGGGUGCCUGUGCAUCACCUACUUUCAGUACCUCGGGAUCAACGCCUCGUCUUGCUCCAUAACAGCGUUCACCAUUGAGAGAUACAUCGCCAUCUGUCACCCGAUCAAAGCUCAGUUCCUGUGCACCCUGUCCAGAGCAAAGAAGAUCAUUCUGUUCGUUUGGGCUUUUACUUCUCUUUACUGCGUGAUGUGGUUCUACCUGUCAGACAUCCAGGAGCUGGUGUACGACAACGACAUCACCAUCAUCACCUGCGGCUACAGGGUCCCCAGGAAGUUUUAUCUCCCCAUUUACUUCUUUGAUUUCGGCGUCUUCUUCGUGUUGCCCCUGCUGCUCUCUGCGGUCCUGUACGGACUCAUCGGCAGGAUCCUUUUCCUCAACCCGCUGCCCUCCGACCCCAAAGACAAGAAGAGGAAGAACGGACAGAACAACCACAACGUCAACGACAGAACCAGCUGCAAAAACUCCCGCCACUCCAGCUCCACCGCGACCUCCCGCAGACAGGUGACCAAGAUGUUGGCCGUGGUGGUGAUCCUGUUCGCCACACUCUGGAUGCCGUACCGCACUCUCGUGGUGGUCAACUCCUUCCUGGACCAGCCCUACCUGGACAGCUGGUUCCUGCUUUUCUGCCGGAUCUGCAUCUACCUCAACAGCGCAAUCAACCCGGUCAUCUACAACGCCAUGUCUCAGAAGUUUCGCGCCGCUUUCCGCAAGAUCUGCCGCUGUGGGAGGAAAAGCUCAGACAAGCCGGCCACCUACAGCGUGGCCCUCACGUACAGCGCGGUCAAAGACACGUCCAUGGUGGAGAGCACCGAUCACUUCACAACAGAGCUGGAGGAGCUCACCGUCACCGACGAGCUGCUGUCUGAUCAGAAGAUGAUGUUCCCGGACCCUUGUGUUUACGGGAAGGUGAAUUUCAGCGAUGCGUGAGACGCUGAGUGUCAAUAGAGGGUUAAAGAGUUUGAACAUGUUAUUUAAUGGAGGCUGUUAAGUGGGGAUAUUGUUUCCUGAGUGCCUGCUGACCUUUUUCCAAGCCAGCCGGCUGUAGAUAGAGAUGUAAACACAGACGGCCACUGAUGCGUAAUGACAGUCUUUAAGGCACAAAGCCAAACAACACUUCACCGAGAAUGAUACUGGACAAUGUACGGAAACAAACACGGACAGAUAAGCACUCUUUCAUUGCACAGCUCUUAUCUUAUCUCAGACCUACCCACGUAAUAAACUGCGCACGAGUCAAUAAAACAUGAAUGUGAACAAAAACACUCUGACAACUCCAGCACAGUCCAGAACAAUCUCAGUUCUGAUCUUUAAAGCCGCACAGGGCAGCACGGCACAGACGAGGUGACUGUCUGACCCAGUGUGAACUCCAAUACCCAGAAAUCCUGCAACACGAGAGUGGGCAAACAACACAGCCGGGCUUUAAUACCAAAGGAAACCAAAGAGACGACAGCAGCAUGUCCGGCUCGAGUCUUUCUGCUUUCAUUCAUCAGUGAAGUGACUGCACUGUACAUAAGACACAGCUUCAACAGACUUUGGGAUAUAAGACGAGAAAAAGAGAUUUUUUUUUCACCCACUCUGUGCAGCUUUUAUAAUUGCAUGCCAUCCAGGCCCGGCGGUCCAUUAAAGGACACCUGAACCUUCACGGACAAAACAGGCCCUAUUUUUAUUGUGAAGGACGCGAAUACGACCUCGAGCACAAUGUGGAGCCUGAGGCAGACUGAGCCGAGUGUGCUCCGGAGGCCGGAGUUAAGCCUUUACAGUGUAAGGUCUCGAUUGAUAUGAAAUGUGAAGUGUUGUGAGGAUAUAACAGUACAUAACACACUUUGUAACUUCAAUUCGAAAAUGUGCCAUAAUGAAGUUUAUGAUGUGUUGUUGUAGCUUCCACAGCAUCACCCUGCUUCUAAUAAGGCAUCAUUUAUUAUAAGUUAACUCACUUUAUCUACAAGCACAGGCAGGAAAUCAUUUCACUGCGCUUACAGAUCAGUGAUAACAAACACAAGAGGGAUUCCUGGGAAAUGAUGCAUGUAUAAUAUAAUGUUGUGUUACUAACAUUGAUAUCAGUCGUUGAACAGGUGUGUUAAUGCCAGAACAGCUGCUGUGAGUCCACAUAUGGAUGUGAUAUCUCUUAAACUGAAGACAAACAUCAGGGUAACUGUAUCACAGCAACCGCCGCGAGUCGCCACCGAUUGGUUAAAUUCACUGCUCUCUGAGCCUGUAACCACACCCACCUGUGAUGUCACAGCGUACUGAGUUGAGUUGCAUUAAUCAAUGAGUGUAUUAUUCCACUCAUUAACAAAGAAUGUCAAACCUUCAUCAGCCAGCUCUCUAAUAGUCUGUUAAUAAACUUUAUCAAAUAUGCCUUAUUAGACGACGGUACCUCCCUCACAGCAGCAGCAGCGCUCAGUGUUUUACAGUGUGAAGUGUAUAUAGUGCUACAGAGAUUUAGAGAAUAUGAAUAUGUAGAAUAUGUUGGUAUAGAAGUUCCAUCCAUCCGUUCGCAGUGAAGUGGAUGUUUUGGUCCGUGCUUCGUGUCAUGUGAUCUGUGGGUUCAUCAAACCAUCGCCUGGCUCUCGUCUUGCUUCUUAACCGUGAACGCCGUCGGCGAAUGUGGCCAGACGGACGCGUGAUGUCGAGAUAUUCUGACGUUUUGUGGCGUUUUCUGCCGGAUCAGUGACUGGUUGUGAAUUUCUGAACACAGUCGACCACACAGGGUGAUAUAACUGGGCAGCAGCAGAGGAGGAGGAGGAGGAGGAUGAAGCUCUCCCUCUCAGAGUUUCAUUCAUAUCUGUAUGUGAGAAAUGUCACAGCUAGUUUGUGUUUAAUGAAUAUAGCAGUGCUGUAUCGGCCUUGAGUAUCAGUAGAUUCAUGCGCUCGUGUCUGUUCUCUGUGUAUUUAAAGUGAUUAUUUAUUGUAACUCUUCUGUUUGUGAAGUGGAAAAGAGAAGUUAUCUUUAUAUUUUUAUGCCACACUUGGUUAUUUUGUGACGUACACUUUGGAAACAGCCGCCGCCGUCUUGCUUUCUAGAAUAACGUGAACCUGUGAGUGUGUUUGAUGGCUACAUUUUAUCUUUCUGUUCCAAAUAAAGUUGUUCCUGGAGUUAUG
Messenger RNA from Larimichthys crocea (large yellow croaker), 3868 nucleotides. It is a transcript of the gene trhrb, whose product is annotated as thyrotropin-releasing hormone receptor b. The transcript has 2 exons. Lineage: Eukaryota; Metazoa; Chordata; Actinopteri; Sciaenidae. Bases 482 to 1696 code for a protein of 404 amino acids. The record is from RefSeq and is a predicted model, not a curated record. Gene Ontology annotation, molecular function: thyrotropin-releasing hormone receptor activity. Gene Ontology annotation, biological process: phospholipase C-activating G protein-coupled receptor signaling pathway. Gene Ontology annotation, cellular component: membrane.